GGCCCGCUGCCGGUUCAUGGGGGGCCCUUGCGCAAGAUGGCGGCUGUACCUGAGGAGCCGGCUGAAGUGGUGGUGAAGCCGGACCCGGACGGGGGUGUCCUGCCGCAGCCCCCUCCGGCUCCCCCGCCCGCCGCUCCCCCCACCACGGCGCCGGCGGAGGGGGAGGCGGUGGCGGCUCCGGGGAGCGGAGGGGAGGCCGCUCCCUCCAAGCCGGCCCCCCCGGGUCCGGCCGCCUCUCCCGCCCCCACGGACCGGCAGACCCUCCUGGCCGUGCUCCAGUUCCUGCGUCGCAACAACCUCCACGAGUCCGAGGACAUCCUGCGCCGGGAGGCCCGGCUGCUGGGGGAGGAGGUGGCCGCCGUUGCCCUCAGCCCCGCGGGACCCGGCGCCCAGGGGACACCUGGUGGGGAGGCAGACGCCACCGGGGGUGAGGCGCUGCUCAGCCGGGUCGCCGCCGCCUCCGGAGCGGCCGGAGGGGGCGUCGCUGCUGGUGCCUCUGCGACUGCAGCGGCGCCGCCGGGGAAAGUUGGAGGUGUUCCUGUAGAAGAUCAGCCAGAUGUCAGUGCAGUGUUGUCUGCCUACAAACAGCAGGGGGACCCAGCGCUGUACGAGGAAUACUACAGUGGACUGAAGCACUUUAUUGAGUGUGCCCUAGACUGUCAUCGGGCUGAAUUAUCCCAGUUGUUUUAUCCUCUCUUUGUACAUAUGUAUUUGGAAUUGGUCUACAACCAGCAUGAGAAUGAAGCCAAGUCUUUCUUUGAAAAAUUUCAUGGGGAUCAAGAGUGUUAUUACCAGGAUGACCUGCGUGUAUUAUCUGGUUUAACCAAAAAGGAGCACAUGAAAGGGAACGAGACCAUGCUGGAUUUCCGAACAAGCAAAUUUGUGCUGCGCAUUUCUCGUGACUCUUAUCAACUCUUAAAGAGGCAUCUUCAGGAAAAACAGAACAAUCAAAUCUGGAACAUUGUUCAGGAGCAUCUGUACAUUGAUAUCUUUGAUGGAAUGCCGCGCAGUAAACAACAGAUAGAUGCUAUGGUGGGAAGCUUGGCAGGGGAGGCUAAAAGGGAGGCUAAUAAAGCAAAGGUUUUCUUUGGCUUAUUAAAAGAACCAGAGAUUGAGGUGCCUUUGGAUGAUGAAGAUGAAGAGGGGGAGAAUGAGGAAGGAAAACCAAAAAAGAAAAAACCUAAAAGAGAGAGCAUGGGAUCAAAAAGUAAAAAGCAAGACCCAAAUGCUCCUCCACAAACCAGAAUUCCUCUUCCUGAACUGAAAGACUCUGACAAGCUGGAUAAAAUAAUGAAUAUGAAGGAAGCCACAAAACGUGUGCGUCUUGGUCCAGAAUGUUUGCCUUCCAUCUGUUUCUACACAUUCCUUAAUGCCUACCAGGGUCUUACUGCAGUGGAUGUCACUGAUGACUCUAGCAUGAUUGUAGGAGGCUUUGCUGACUCCACUGUAAGAGUAUGGUCUGUGACACCAAAAAAGCUACGCAGCGUGAAAUCAGCAGCAGAUCUCGGUCUUAUAGACAAAGAAUCAGAUGAUGUCUUGGAGAGGAUCAUGGAUGAGAAAACAGCAAGUGAGUUGAAGAUUUUAUAUGGUCACAGUGGACCUGUCUAUGGUACCAGCUUCAGUCCUGAUAGGAACUACCUCUUGUCCUGUUCAGAGGAUGGCACUGUCAGAUUGUGGAGCCUUCAAACAUUCACUUGCCUGGUGGGAUAUAAAGGACACAACUAUCCAGUGUGGGAUACACAGUUCUCUCCCUAUGGAUAUUACUUUGUAUCAGGUGGACAUGACAGAGUGGCUCGCCUGUGGGCUACAGAUCACUAUCAGCCUUUACGAAUAUUUGCUGGUCAUCUUGCUGAUGUCACAUGUACCCGGUUUCACCCCAACUCCAACUAUAUUGCCACGGGCUCAGCAGACAGGACUGUACGACUAUGGGAUGUUCUGAAUGGGAACUGUGUAAGAAUCUUCACUGGACAUAAGGGACCAAUUCAUUCACUGGCAUUUUCUCCUAAUGGACGAUUCCUGGCUACCGGAGCAACAGAUGGAAGAGUGCUUCUCUGGGAUAUUGGCCAUGGUUUGAUGGUGGGAGAGUUGAAAGGGCACACUGAUACAGUCUACGCACUCAGAUUCAGUAGAGAUGGGGAAAUUUUAGCAUCAGGUAUGAGGCUUGUGCUUUUGUUCAUUGGAAAAAAAAUACUAGAAUAAUGAUGAUUUUGUGUGACUGAGCUAUCCAAAUCUGUCGUCCUCAUUGUGAAGGAUCAGACUACCGCUUACUGACCAAUAUUUUGCAGUUAUGAAGUUAUACUUUACAAUUUUGUAUUAGCAACUUUGUAGGGCAGCCAAGUAUGAUUCCUGACCGCAGCUCAGAACUGAGGCACAGAUGUUAACUUACUUAAGCAAGAAACUACUAGAAUUCUGUGGUAGAAUGGGAAACCGUUCAGUACUGUGCUGUAACCCUAAGACCAACCCUCCUCUAAAGCUGAGCCCCUGUUAAAACUAAAUAUUCCUUUUCUUUAUCAGACUGAAUUUCUUUGGCUUAUUUAGUUAGCAGCUGAAUUUCCUUCUGAAAACUUCUAAUAAUUCAGCAGUUGCUUCAGUGGAGUUUGAAAAUACUUCCUUUGCAGAUGUUGAGCAGCAACCCUGGGUCUCCAGGCAGUGAUCAGCACAAAAUGUGUCUGGGCUUUCUGAAUAAGUAAAAAAAUGCUAAUAUUUCACGAUGAAGGACAUUUUAGUCUGUAUAAAUGGGUUGGUAUGUAAAGAACAGGAAUGCUUAGCAGUGUUUGCAAUCAUGUUUGUUUAAAACAAAAAUUUUAAUAGCUGGUAGCAUUGCAUAUAGUUAAGGCUGCCUAACUCUUUCCAUUAUAAAACCAUGUUUUCAGUUGCUUAUAACUUUGCCAGUCUUCAGUUGUUCAAGCUCAAGUUUUCUAUACUCUCUCCUCCGGCUGACCAUUUUCAGUGAAAAUGGCUGUUUACAAGAAUGAGACUAGAGAAAAAUAUGUUUAGCCCAUGUUAAAAUUCUUACAACUGUUUCACAGAGAAGCAUUAGUCCUAUGCUCUGGAGAAGAGCUUGGAAUUUGGCGGGGAGUCAUUUUUGUGUCAGGGAGUUGCCUUUUGCCAUCCCUGUGAAAAUUUGCCCUAAUUUUGCCAAGCUAUAAGCCUCUGUAAAAUCUCAGUUCGUGCAUGUUCAGUAGAAGUGUGUUAAAGGCUUGGGAGCAUUAUUCUCCAGAGAUUCCAGCUGCAAUGCGCAUGUUCCAUCCCCUCAGCUUCUGUGUGCCAACCAGACUGCAUAUGCCAUUGCAAUUGAGCAUGCUCCAUCCUGGGGCUGGGCAGGACUUUUCCUGCAGUCAGGGCCAGUGCUUACUUGCAUUUAGGCGGCCUAGGCAAUCGCCUAGGGCGCCAGGAUUAUUGGUGGGUGGCGUUUUGCUGGAGGGGGUGGCAGGCGGCUCCGGUGGAGCUGCCGCAGUCAUGGCUGUGGACGGUCGGCUGCUCGCGCGGCUCUGGUGGAGCUGCCGCAGUCGUGGCUGUGGACGGUCAGCUGCUCGCGCGGCUCCGGUGGACCUCCCGCAGGCACGACUGCGGCAGCUCCACUGGAGGCGCGGGGCGGCGAAAUUGCCAUGUGCCUAGGGCGCUGUCAUGGUAUAAAUCCCCACUUUAAACCUUAGCGUCCAAAAGAUGGGGUACCAGCAUGAAUUCCUCUAAGCUCAAUUACCAGCUUAGUACCCAUAGCGCUGCCACCAACCAGGAAUUCCAGUGCCUGGUACACUCUGGUCCCCCCAAAACCUUGCCUGGGGACCCCCAAGACCCAGUCCCUCUGGAUCUUAACACAAGGAAAGUAAACCCUUUCCCUCACCGUUGCCUCUCCCAGACUUCCCCUCCCUGGGUUACCCUGGAAGAUCACUGUGAUUCAAACUCCUUGAAUCCUGAAACAGAGAGGAAAAUCCACCUUCCCCCCUCCU
Gopherus flavomarginatus (Mexican gopher tortoise) is the source of this 3950-nucleotide messenger RNA. RefSeq names its product TATA-box binding protein associated factor 5 (gene TAF5). Gene Ontology annotation, biological process: transcription initiation at RNA polymerase II promoter. The record is from RefSeq and is a predicted model, not a curated record. NCBI's taxonomy places the organism in Eukaryota, Metazoa, Chordata, Testudines, Testudinidae. Gene Ontology annotation, cellular component: transcription factor TFIID complex. The transcript is spliced from 10 exons. Gene Ontology annotation, molecular function: RNA polymerase II general transcription initiation factor activity; protein binding. Bases 37 to 2199 code for a protein of 720 amino acids.